Molecule: messenger RNA, 1948 nt
Organism: Hevea brasiliensis (rubber tree)
Lineage: Eukaryota; Viridiplantae; Streptophyta; Magnoliopsida; Malpighiales; Euphorbiaceae
Product: transcription factor SRM1
Exons: 3
Coding region: 639-1535 (298 amino acids)
Molecular function (GO): DNA binding
Source: RefSeq, a predicted model, not a curated record
CCUCUUCUUUUCAUUUUCUUCUUGCAGCAAUUCUAUUAAUAUAAUCAAUGUAAUGUUAGAGUCUGUUUACAUUGGCAGAAGAAAACAAAGAAUGUGAAGCUAGAGCCUAUGCUGUAAAAAUUUGAGCAUAAUUUUAUGAUGAAGUUUUGUGGGCCUGUUCUGUUAAAACUGUUCUUAUCAAGUAGGGCAUACGGUUAACUGGGUUUUGUUGGAUUUAGAAAUUACAUUUUUUGCACUCCUAUUAUUCAUUGUCAGCAAUUCACAAGCGUCCAAUUUUUUGAAUUGUGGAGCAAAUCACCAUUGAAUUCUUCACAUACUCUGCUGGGGUUUUGUGAUUUUUAUUGGAGGUGAUCUCUGGUUCAGCACUCUUGGCCUUUUUAGGGGUUCCUCUGUAUCUAUUCUUCCUUACCUCUAUCUCCUGACACAUCCUGAUUUCCCAUAAUUUUAGUCUACCAUCUAUCCAGUUGUUGGUGAUACCAAUUAUAGAAAUAAUUCAGAUCUAAGUUUCAAGAACUGUUCUAGAAAAUCCCUGCUUUUGAGAUUGGCUUAUAGGUUAGCCUACCUUCUAAAGCACCUUGGGUAGAUUUCUUUCCUUGUGUUGUGAGUGUAUUCCGGAUUGGGGAUUCAAACAAGUCUAGAUGACUGUGGAUGAAGUGGGCUGUAGCUCUUUGUGGACCAGAGAGCAGGAUAAGGCAUUUGAGAAUGCUCUUGCAACAUAUCCUGAGGAUGCUCCAGAUCGUUGGGAGAAAAUUGCAGCUGAUGUACCUGGGAAAACUCAAGAAGAGAUUAAACUUCACUAUGAACUUCUGGUUGAAGAUUUGAAUCAGAUAGAAGCUGGCUGUGUGCCUCUGCCUAACUACUCUUCUUCAGAGGGUUCAGUGAGCCAUGCUGGCGAUGAAGGAACUAGUAAGAAGGGUGGCCACUUGGGACAUCAUAACAGUGAGUCUGCUCAUGGAAAUAAGGCGUCUCGGUCAGAUCAAGAACGUCGUAAAGGAAUUGCUUGGACUGAGGAUGAGCACAGGUUAUUUCUUCUUGGUUUGGACAAGUAUGGGAAAGGUGAUUGGCGAAGUAUUUCAAGAAACUUUGUUGUGACAAGAACACCUACACAAGUGGCUAGCCCUGCGCAAAAGUAUUUCAUCUGCUUGAACUCAAUGAAUAAGGAUAGGAGGCGAUCCAGCAUACAUGACAUCACCAGUGUGGGCAAUGGAGACAUUUCAGCGCCACAAGGACCAAUAACUGGUCAAACAAAUGGUUCUGCUGCAGGAGGGUCUGCUGGUAAAGCGGCCAAACAACCACCUCAACAUCCUGCUGGACCCCCAGGAGUCGGUGUGUAUGGUCCUCCAACCAUAGGGCAACCAAUAGGAGGGCCCCUUGUUUCAGCGGUUGGUACCCCUGUUAAUCUUUCUGCCCCCACACCCAUGGCUUAUGGCGUUAGAGCCCCAGUACCAGGAACAGUAUCAGGAGUGGUACCUGGUGCACCAAUGAGCAUGGUUCCUAUGACAUAUCCAAUGCCACCCACAACUGCUCAUAGGUGAUAUGCAUGGUUUAGCCGUAAAAUGUACAAAAACAGAAGACUAGUUGCUUGUGUUACUGUUGGUUUAGUGGCUUCUCAAUUUUAGCCUGAAUAAGACUGCAUAGUUACAAGCAAAAGUUGUCUGAUGUCAUUUGUUUAUUCUGGUAGCAAUAUCAAAUAAGCCCAUAGGGAGGGAAACUCCAUCAUUUUUAUAGGCAGCAGCUGUGGAAAUAUGGCAGCAUUUAUGGUUAGAACAGCAAUUUAGUUACCUUUUUUGGUUUUACAUAACAAAGCUUAGUCUCAAUAAUAGUCAGUUAAUGGUAUUUUACUUUUAAUGGCCAAAAUAGUAAAGAACCCAUAUAUACUUUUUACUAUUUUGGAUAGCAUAUGUUGGCACAUAUUGUGCUUCGCCUAGCAAUUAUUUUGUUUCUCUUA